Colletotrichum abscissum is the source of this 282-nucleotide messenger RNA. RefSeq lists its product as uncharacterized. NCBI's taxonomy places the organism in Eukaryota, Fungi, Ascomycota, Sordariomycetes, Glomerellales, Glomerellaceae. The record is from RefSeq and is a predicted model, not a curated record. The transcript has a single exon. The annotation marks the transcript as partial.
CCAUCGGGAAGAAAGUUGACCAGGAAACUCUGCAUCAUCCCACCCCCAAUCGAUCGAUCGAACCAAGUGUCCUUCCAACCCAGAUCCACGUCUACUCUUAUUGCAGCUGCCACUCUGAGAGAGGCGUCAGAGGCUCAAUUGAGUGUGAAGAUCCCAGCACAGGACAGCACCAAUUGCGUUCAAACCAGUCUACAGACCUGGUUGAGGUUCAACGACUCGCCAAAUUCGCCGGCCGUCCGCAAACCCGCUUCCAAGGAUUCCGAAGCACUCAACUACAAAUAG